ACCCACCCCAGUCCCCAUCAUCCUUUCUUGCCUUUCUCUCCUCAUCUGCCCCCUCUGAAAUGCUGAUGUCACAAUCCUGCCAGGCAACGGUGCCUCAUUUUCCCAGGGUCUCUCUAGAGGGAAAAGGAGGGUCAAAGGAAGAUGGAGAAGGAGGAAAAAUGACAGGAGGAAGAAUUGGAGGAACCAGGGGAAAGACCAGACUGGGACAAGAAGGGAAGGGAGUGAAGAAGGGGAAGAGAGGGAGCCAUGCAUGCCCAUCCUGGAACCAGCUCCUGUUUGGUAGUCUGCCAUGCUGAUUGGGGUACACCAUGCGAGAGCCAAGAUGGAAUCGGGGGACGGAGCUUCCUCAAGAUUGGCAUCGAAGUCUGAGGCUGCGGAAGCCGUGGGGCCAACCACCUUCCACCAUGUCAAAGGGCACGUAUGCAGGGCAGGGGUCGUGGGGCACACGAGGCUUUCUUCUGAGAAAAAAGGCUCAAACCAUGAAUUACGUGGGACAGUUGGCCGGCCAAGUCUUCGUCACAGUCAAGGAGCUCUACAAGGGGCUGAACCCUGCGACAUUGUCUGGCUGCAUCGACAUCAUUGUGGUCCGCCAGCCCAAUGGCAACCUCCAGUGCUCGCCCUUCCAUGUGCGCUUCGGGAAGAUGGGGGUGCUGCGCUCCCGGGAGAAAGUGGUGGAUAUUGAGAUCAAUGGCGAGAGCGUGGACCUGCACAUGAAGCUGGGGGACAACGGGGAGGCCUUCUUUGUGCAAGAGACUGACAGUGGCCAGGAGGCGAUCCCAUUGCACCUGGCCACGUCCCCUAUCCUGUCAGAGGGUGCCAGCCGCAUGGAGGCCCAGCUGAAGAGAGGCGCCCUGGAGCGAGGGCGGGGCCUGGAGCCGGGCAGCGCGUCCCAGGCCCAGGCGGCCGGCGAGCUGCUGAGCGCCGGCCUGGCCGUCAAGAAGCGGCGGAAGAGGAGGAGGAAGUGCCAGCUGGACAGCCUCAAGAGGGACGACGGCCUCCACACCUCGGAGGACGAGGACCUCUUUCCCAUUGAGAUGAGCUCCGACGAGGACCUGGAGCCGCCGCUGGACAGGGCUCUUGUUCACGACGUGCCGGCGUUCAGAGACGAAGCCCCCCAGGAAGGCCCCUCUGCAGCCCCGGCGUUCCUGCCGUCGCCGUGCUACUCUAGCUCGGACAGAGAGUGGGCCCUUCCCCAGAGCCAGCCUCUCGACUGCAAGCGGCUCUCCCCGCACAUGGCCGUCGUGGCGGAGGGCGGCCUCUCGAACUCGUGCCCGCCGCAGUCUUCCCAUUUCCCCUCUUCGGACAGUCCUUUGGCCUCUCGUCCGUCCACGCCCAAGAGCGACUCAGAGCUGGUCAGCAAGUGCGCCGAGAGGGGCCUGCAGAAGAGCAACCCCGAGAUGCUGUGGCUGUGGGGAGAGCUGCCCCAGGCGGCCAAGACGGCGUCUCCACAUAAGGUGAAGGACGGGCAGAACAGGAGCUUCUCAGAGAAGAUGCUUUUCCGGGUCAUCCAGAGUGAAUCUUCGGAGACUCUGAGCGACCCGUCGCCGUCGCCUUCGGCGGGCCACAGCGAGGCCCUGAGCCCGGAGGACGGCCCGGCGCUGCCCGAACCGCCCACAGUGGAGCACAGCCAGGACGUCUUGGCUGCCGCCCCCCCGGCCCCCCCUGCUGCUUCGGCCAUGGCCGCCCCCGAGGGCCCCCCCGAGGGCCCCCCAGCUGCCACGGGUGCCACCGCCGCCAUCCCUGCUGCCAUGGAGGCCCCCGCCGCAGCCCCCCCUCUGCCCCUCCUCGAGGAGCCCAAGCAGCCCCCCCUGAACGCCAGUGUCCAGGGCAGUAAGACAGACUCCCCGUCCAGGAGGAGAGACAAGAGGAACCGACACCUGGGCUCCGACGGCGUCUACCUGGACGACCUCCCCGACAUGGACCCCGAAGUCGCUGCCCUGUAUUUCCCCAAAAACGGCGACGGGGGCCCGACGGCCAAGAGCGGCGGCGAGGGUGGGCCCCGCUCGGCCAGCCAGUCCCCGCAGUCGGUGGGCAGCUCGGGCGUGGACAGCGGCGUGGAGAGCACCUCGGACGGCCCCAGGGACCUGCCCUCCAUCGCCAUCUCGCUGUGUGGGGGCCUCGGCGAGAGCAAGGAGGUCACCACCGAUGAAUUUCUCGAGCAGGAAGUGACGUACCAGCAGUUUGUGGACAAUCCGGCCAUCAUCGAUGACCCCAACUUGGUGGUGAAGAUCGGGAGUAAGUACUACAACUGGACCACGGCGGCCCCCCUGCUCCUGGCCAUGCAGGCCUUCCAGAAGCCUCUGCCAAAGGCCACGGUGGAGUCCAUCGUGAGGGACAAGAUGCCCCGCAAGGGAGGAAGGUGGUGGUUCUCGUGGAGGGGCCGGAACACGGUCAAAGAGGAAAGCAAACCUGAGCAAUGCUUGGCUGGAACGGGCCUCGUAAUUGGUGAGCAGCCAGCCAAGCUCAGCAUUGGAACCAGGAUGAAGGAGGAGUCUUCCUCCAGUGACGAGGACGCCCUGGCGGCCAAGCAGUCCGGCUCCGGCCUGCACCCGCUCAUGGCCAACGUGGGCUACAAGAAGACGCUGCGGCUCACCUCCGACCAGCUCAAAAGCCUGAAGCUCAAGAACGGCCCCAACGACGUGGUGUUCAGCGUGACGACGCAGUACCAGGGCACCUGCCGCUGCGAGGGCACCAUCUACCUGUGGGACUGGGACGACAAAGUCAUCAUCUCCGACAUCGACGGCACCAUCACUCGGUCAGACACACUGGGGCACAUCCUGCCCACGCUGGGCAAGGACUGGACUCACCAGGGGAUCGCCAAGCUGUACCACAAAGUGAGCCAAAACGGCUACAAGUUCCUCUACUGCUCGGCCAGGGCCAUCGGGAUGGCGGACAUGACGCGCGGCUACCUGCACUGGGUCAACGAGCGGGGGACGGUGCUGCCCCAGGGGCCGCUGCUGCUCAGCCCCAGCAGCCUCUUCUCCGCCCUGCACAGGGAGGUCAUUGAGAAGAAACCGGAGAAGUUCAAAGUUCAGUGUCUGACGGACAUCAAGAACCUGUUUCUUCCUAACACAGAGCCCUUCUAUGCUGCCUUUGGAAACCGGCCUGCUGAUGUGUACUCUUACAAGCAAGUGGGAGUGACCUUGAAUCGAAUAUUUACCGUCAACCCCAAAGGAGAGCUCGUGCAGGAACACGCCAAGACCAACAUCUCCUCACUUAGUGUUUGAUCCCCAUUUUACAGAAGAGGAAGUCGUGGCCAGAUUGGGGAGCUCCCCUCCUGGGAGGGAGGACGGGAAGCUCCAUCUCCUGGACGCCAAGCCCGGCAUCCUUGGGCCAGGGAGCCUCUCCACCACCCAUACGUUCCCUGGUCGCCUCUGUGUGCCGGCGCCGUAGAUUGCCGGACCUCCCCUAGUAGUCUCUGAUGCUGUGAUUGAGUAGGUGACGAAGGGCAGCCAGCUGGACAGAGUGCCGGACUCGAGCCAAGAAGGCCCGAGUGUCGAUCUGGCCUCAGAUUGUUAGUAUGGAAGGGAGCUGGGGCAAGUCAUGUUCCAAGGCCUCUCACCCAGCCUUGGCUUCCUCAUCUGUAAAAUGGGGAUAAAAUGGCCCCCCCUCGGGGAGAAGAACGUGUGCGAAGCGUCCUCUGAGCGUGUGUUUGCGGGCGGUCCUGGCUGACCCCCGACCUUCUGCUUUCCUUCCAGUUACGUGAGACUCUGCGAGGUGGUUGACCACGUUUUCCCGUUACUGAAAAGAAGCCAUUCCUCUGACUUCCCUUGUUCGGACACGUUCAGUAACUUCACUUUCUGGAGAGAGCCCCUACCCCCUUUCGAGAAUCAGGACCUCCCUGCGGCCUCUGCCAACCCGUACUGACCGCCUCGGGCAGCGCCGCGAAGGCCUGGCUCACCCCAUUAAAGGAUAAGCUUUGUGAAGAGUUCAGCCACAGCGCAGGGCGUUGUAUUCAUUCGCUUACAAAUAAUAAUAGUCGCUUAGAGCUGUUCCAUCCUUCCCACUCCCCCAGCUUCCCGGAUGGCCGUCUGAGAGUUGGGAGCGUCGCUGUGCCUGCCUGCCGCGUGGAGGGGAUUCCUCGUGGUCCCCGGCCGGGGACGGGCACGUGCUCUUGGCCCCGCAGGCUCACGAAACCAAAGAAUGACUUUCCGGGAGGUUUGUCAGGAUUGCUUCUGGAUCGGCCACGCGUCUGGGUGGUUCUGCCCAGGCCAGAGUGCGCCGCGCCUGUGAAACGGGGCCGAGGAGUUUCAGAGUGGCAGAAGCUGUGCGGCUGAUUUCUGAGCCAGAAGAGGUCUGGGCACCUGGGAAGGGCUGGCGCCCAAGAUGGGGCCCCUUGCAGAGGGCCUCCUACCGGAAAGGGCUCUUGCUCCAGGAAGUUCUCUCUGGCCUUUUUUAUUUUCUUGGAGCUGAACUUUGGCCCCGCCUGCAUAGGCGUCCCGCUUGUUUUGUGUGAGAGAGAAGCGGAUGCCGAGGAGCCUUUUUCUUCCCCACGUUCCCUCCUCCCCGGAGACCACCCAGCUCUGGGGACUCCCCCCUCGUGCUGUGGAGUCCGAGCUCCUUUAGGAACGUGUCUGUCCCGGGUGCCCAGCAGCCUCAGGGGCCCUUUCUCAGGCCAUUCCCACGGCCCCUUUGGCCCGGGGUCUCCAUGUGCAAUAUCCCCAUUCCUGUCCUUCUGUCGGGCUUGCGGGGUGACGGCGGCACUCCCUGAAAAAGGGCCCCAGAUGUGGCCUUGACCUGAAUGUAUGCCAAAGGAGGGUUUCUGGCCCUUGUUCAAAGAAACUGGCUUUGCUCUUGACUUGGAGGGAAGGGAACCUCCGCCCGCAUGUGCACGCGGCUCAGCGUCUCGUCCUCUCCUGGAGCUUCUCGAAGGCAGCGGCCCCCGCCCCGGCCGCCUCUCCAUUGGAGCCGGGCCUGGCAGAACGGAGCAGGAGCACGCCUUGUCCCAAGCCGCCCCCUCCUCGUCUCGUGGCGCGCCGAGCUGGCGUCUUGGGUCCGGUGGGGACCAGCCCGUGUCUGAGGGCGGCCGCGUUGUUGGUCUGAGGAGAGUUUUCCCAGCAGGCCUGCAUGAUGAGAGGAUGGAGAGAAGCUGGGGAUGCGUUAGCCGAGGCUUUAUUCUUUCUGUGAAAGAAGGUCGUCUCCGGGUAGAGCCUCUUCCCCGCCAGUGGCCACCCACGGACGGCGUCCCCCGGCCCUCCCGGCUCCCCUGCCGCCUCUCUGGCCUGGGAAGGCCUCGCGAUGCUGCCGAGGAGCGGAUGGGGGGGAUGCGCCGGGGCGGGCAGUGACCCAAGAAGAGCGGCCGCCGCGCCAGCCAGGUUUGGAUUUCCCGCGCGUCCCCCUGUGCCGGGCAGCUGCGGACGCGCUCUCUGGGCUGCAUGUGGAGGGGAGACCGUCCUGUUGGCAAUCAGAAGCCUCGUGUGCGUUACCACGCUGCUUUAGACAAGGAGGCGUGUGUUUUACACAUGCACACUCACAGAGGCACAACGUGUGUGUGUACACGCGUGUGUCUGCACACACAGCGCCCAGCCUUGGCUAUGCUGCCGCAUGCAAACACACCUGUGCACAGUGAGUGUGAGCGCAGGCCGGGCCUCUGAGGGGGGUCCCCGGGCUGCCCUUGCCACAAGUGCCUCAGGGCACGUGAGGCUCCUCUAAAGCACAAAGUCAGCAGAGCUGUGGCAGGGGCAGAUGGUGCUCGCCGGGUUGGCCGGGCCUUUGCCGUCAGCCCUGCGCCUGCGCCCGCGUCUGCAGGUUCCCAACAAUGUACCGUGUGGCUGCGCUGUGCGGCGAGAACCCCUAUCAUUGGCAUUAUUUUGUUGUGCUUGCUGUAACGUUGGAGAAAUGAUUUACAGUAAAUAAAACGGAUGGAGGAA
This is a messenger RNA of Monodelphis domestica (gray short-tailed opossum), 5870 nucleotides long. RefSeq names its product lipin 1 (gene LPIN1). The record is from RefSeq and is a predicted model, not a curated record. Gene Ontology annotation, cellular component: mitochondrial outer membrane; nucleus. Gene Ontology annotation, molecular function: transcription coactivator activity; phosphatidate phosphatase activity. NCBI's taxonomy places the organism in Eukaryota, Metazoa, Chordata, Mammalia, Didelphimorphia, Didelphidae. Gene Ontology annotation, biological process: cellular response to insulin stimulus; triglyceride biosynthetic process; positive regulation of transcription by RNA polymerase II.